This is a messenger RNA of Physcomitrium patens, 2506 nucleotides long. Its product is annotated as phospholipase A(1) LCAT3. Gene Ontology annotation, biological process: lipid metabolic process. Lineage: Eukaryota; Viridiplantae; Streptophyta; Bryopsida; Funariales; Funariaceae. The record is from RefSeq and is a predicted model, not a curated record.
CCUGCACUCCUUUGCUCGAAACCCUAAUUGCCGAUUCCAUGGUUUUCAUGACUUCCUGAUCGUCCCUUUCUGUCGGUGGAAAAUCUUGUAGAAGUUGUGACGAAGAUGCUGCAGAAAAACGUCACGGUGAGCUUUGAUUGGCGAAAAACCGUGUCGUAGAGGAGCCAACAAGUAAACACCAAAAAUAAAAAAAAUAAAUGUCGCGAAAGAUGGUGGGGAAGGCCGAGCACUCGUGGCGAUGGCACCGUAAGGGCGAUGAAGACGACGAUGUCGCCUCGGUUCCGAACCCGGUAUUGUUGGUGCCGGGGAUCGGAGGGUCCAUUCUUACUGCAGUGGACCACAAGGGCCACAAGGAGCGUGUCUGGGUUCGCUUGUUCGAGGCCGAUCAUGAAUUUCGCUUUAAACUCUUCUCCUCUUACGAUCCUGUCACAGGAAAGACUCAUUCCCUGAAUAAGGACAUAACAAUAGAAGUUCCAGAGGAACGUUUUGGAUUGUAUAGCUGUGACAUUCUCGAUCCUGAUGUGAUCAUGCGUCUGGAUACUGUUUACUACUUCCACGAUUUGAUCGAACAACUUACAAAUUGGGGUUACAAAGAGGGUAAAACGUUAUUUGGAUUUGGAUACGAUUUCCGCCAAAGCAAUAGGCUUGGAGAGGCUAUGGAUCGGAUGAAGCUGAAGCUGGAGAGUAUGUGUGAGGCAUCUCGUGGGAGGAAAGUUGACAUAAUUACACAUUCCAUGGGUGGUCUCCUUGUGAAAUGUUUUCUGGCUCUCCAUCCUCAGGUGUUUCAGAAGUAUGCUAACUCAUGGAUUGCUAUUACCGCACCCUUCGAAGGUGCUCCCGGUUUUAUCAUGGACUGUCUGCUGACUGGUGUGGAUUUUGUGAAGGGUUGGCAACGAGAGCUUUUUGUUGCAAAGUGGAGUAUGCAUCAGCUUUUGAUAGAGUGCCCGUCGGUGUAUGAGCUGCUAGCUUCUCCCGACUUCGAUUGGAGUGAACCUCCUGAACUGCGGUUGUGGCGGAAAAUAGCUGAUCAGGAUGGCGAGGAGAAAGUUAAAUUGGAAGCGUUUGGGCCCAGUGAUAACCUAGAUGUCAUGAUGGCUGCACUGGAAGAGAACAAGUUGAACUUCAAUGGAACCAAGAUACCUCUGCCCUUAAAUAAGGUUAUUGUCAAGUGGGCCCAAGAGACUCAGAGGAUAAUGCACAAAGCGAAGCUGCCUGAGGGCGUAAAGUUUUACAAUCUCUACGGCACAUCACAUGACACCCCCCAUCAUGUCUCCUACGGUACCGACAAAUCGCCUCUGCAAGAAUUAACUGAAAUUUUGAAUUCAGAGGCUGAAUUCGCAUACGUUGAUGGGGACGGUACUGUUCCAGUGGAAUCUGCAAUGGCUGAUGGUUUAAAUGCCAAGGCAAGAGUGGGAAUACCUGCUGACCAUCGGGGCAUCCUUCUGGAUGAACACUUCUUCCAUAUUAUCAAACACUGGUUGGAGGUAGGUGGUGCAGAUUCAGAAUAUGAUCCAGAAACAGAUUAUGUCAUAGUAUCCAGAAGACCUUCCGAGUUUGAUAUCCACAAAGAGGAAAGUGCUCCAGUGGAUGAUAUCGAGAGGACUGAGGACGGUUCGAAACUGCCUUCAAAAGAAGUUUAUACUGCCAGUAUUGAAAUUGGUUCAGGUUCAGUUAGUGACAUUCAAGCAGAAGCCGAUGCUCGAGUCCAUCGUGAGGGAGCCCAAACAAAUGAAUCGGAGUUCCAACUUUCAACCAUCGGUGUUUUCCCAGGAUUGGACAAAAAAGAAAUGAAGGCUACUCCUGAUCAAAUUGUGGUUGCGUUAUCUGAGGAAGCUAAAGCCGCGGCCUUAUAAAAUGAUUGGAUUGUCUCUGAUAAGACGUGAUAAGACGUAUUCCUGAAGGUACCAGUGCAAGUACUGGAAAUUGGGUCAAGGCUAUCGCAUGAGUAAAGUAGAGCCCUUGCAAGUGGAUGCAGCGUCUACUGAAUGGAGUACCUUCUCUAAAAUCCUAAACUAUGUCCUGCUCUUGAAGCUGUGCCAGUGACUACAAGUAAUGAUAUACAUCCCAAUUUUGGAACCUCAUUCAGCAAAGAUCCAGAUCACAGAACAAAGCAUGAACAAAUUGCCUCAUGGACAUUCUGAACGUAACAUUCCCCCCACAGUAGAGGAUUGUAAAGACAUUGCAAAGCUAUGGCAAUAUUGAAGAUAUGGGAAUUAUGGCGGUUGUGGGAUGAUUCUUGCAUCCAACUGAACCCAAUAGGAAUUAACUCUGAUUAUGCAGCAAUGAUCUGCUUUGGUGUAGUUUUAUGACCCAAAGAGGCUUUUUAGUAAUUAAAAUAUUUCUUUGAGGGUUGUGAUUUCUUAAAUAGCUUUUAGAUAUGGCUAGCCUAUGGAGAUAAUGUAAUAAAUGGUGUGAUGUCCAAUUUAUUUGGCAAUGAUGCCAAGCUUUUGCACCACAAUAUAUCAAUGAUAGUCAAAGAUGAGAAGCCCAAUUCAUUUGGCAAUGA